AUGUCUGCAAAACGUGGAGUCGACUUCUUGAAAAACAUUGCCGAUUAUAUGGUCAAAACUAAUGGUCACGAUGCCAUUACCAAAGCGUUCAGGGUAACUGGAGGCGGUGAUGGACGGUGCAUUGGCGAAUUUACCAUAGAUAAAUCGCAUUUAAAUGCCGCUGGCGGAUUGCAUGGCGGCUACACAGCCACAAUGAUUGACAAUGUAACUACAUAUGCUCUUAUGUCGGCUGAUGCCCACCCCGGUGUCAGUGUGGAUCUAAAUGUGAGCUAUUUAAAAUCAGCUAAAGAAGGCGAAGAGAUUAUUGUGGAUGCAAAAACCAUAAAAGUGGGCAAGAAAUUAGCAUUUCUUGAAUGUGUACUAAAGAAGAAGUCGGAUGGUUCAAUUGUGGCCAAAGGAGGUCAAACUAAAUUCAUUGACUUUAAGAAAGAAUAACAG
Musca vetustissima is the source of this 438-nucleotide messenger RNA. RefSeq names its product acyl-coenzyme A thioesterase 13-like. The record is from RefSeq and is a predicted model, not a curated record. Gene Ontology annotation, molecular function: fatty acyl-CoA hydrolase activity. The coding region runs from base 1 to 435 and encodes 144 amino acids. The transcript is spliced from 2 exons. Lineage: Eukaryota; Metazoa; Arthropoda; Insecta; Diptera; Muscidae.